AUGUUCUUACUAAUAAGUAAAUUAAAUGUUAAACAAAAUUUUUUUUUCCUUUAAAAUGCUUAAAUUAUUUUGUAAUAAUUUUUGUAUCAAAUAUACUGUUACAUCUUAAUCAAAUUGGAGAAGAAUUCAGAGAAAGUUAUUUAGAAAACUAUUCUGAAGAUUAAAGAUGCUGAUGUAUCAGUAAAUAUAAUAAUUAGGUCACUCUGAUUAUCUCCAAAUAUAUUGUAAAAUUUUAAAUCGCUUCGCAAGAAGCUCUUUAUAUAACCCUGAUUAUUAAGCAGUUUAGAAACCCAUUCAUACAAGACGCUUAAUAGAUAAUAAUAAAGAAGGUAAAAUUUCUCUAAUAAAAAUUUAACAAAUCCAUUAGAAAAAAUUGA
This is a messenger RNA of Paramecium sonneborni, 377 nucleotides long. The record is from the annotation of a GenBank genome assembly. NCBI's taxonomy places the organism in Eukaryota, Ciliophora, Oligohymenophorea, Peniculida, Parameciidae.